This is a messenger RNA of Quercus lobata, 2045 nucleotides long. Its product is annotated as ankyrin repeat-containing protein ITN1-like. The record is from RefSeq and is a predicted model, not a curated record. Lineage: Eukaryota; Viridiplantae; Streptophyta; Magnoliopsida; Fagales; Fagaceae. The transcript is spliced from 6 exons. Bases 611 to 1981 code for a protein of 456 amino acids. Gene Ontology annotation, cellular component: membrane.
GUUUCGUAGCUACCUCAAGCCCUUUAUACUCUCUUUCAGCCUCAUAAGCUCCGAAAUAUUUUUGGAAAAUUUGAGGUGAGUCCACAACUUGACCUCGGUUACCAAGAGACAAGUGUGCAUUUUUUACUUAUACAAAGUUCCUUCUUCAAAUGCAGCUGUGUCAACAGAGAAACUGACACAAUUAGAAGACAUUGUUGUGGAACCGAGUUUGCAAAACCCAGACCAUUUUCCUCAAGUUGAAUGUCGUCCCACUUCCAAGACAGUUUUGCCACUUGACACGAUUUAUUUGACUCUGGAUUCUGAGCUGCUCGGCGCUGCUCCACUAUGAGUCUAUGAGGAAAAAUGUUAAGGAAAAAAGGGAAAUGACUACCAUGCCUUGCUUAUUGCCACUCUUAAGGGUGAAUGGGAAAUUGCAAAGCAGUUCCUCGAUAAAGAUCGUGGACUGGUUCAUGCUAGAUUGACGAAAGGAGGGGACACAGUGAUUCACGUAGCGGCUUUAGGACAAUGCACAUCUUUUGUGAAAGAACUAGUGGAUUACUUGACCGUGGAAGAAUUAGCCGUAGAAAAUGCAUCUAAUGAUGUAGCCCUUGGCAAUGUUGCUGCAUCUGGAAUGGUUGAGCUUGCAAAGUUAAUGGUAGCAAAGAAUAAUGAACUACCGAUGUAUCGCGGCGAUCAUGGAUUGAUACCAUUUGGCACGGCAGCUGAAAUUGGACACAAAGAAAUGGCAAGAUAUCUCUACGGGGUGACUGGUUUCGAUCAUCUAGAUGGAAAGGAACGCACUAGGCUCUUUUUUAUCUGCCUUUCCAACGAUCUGUACGACUUAGCAUUAGAGAUACUGAAGAGAUACCCCACAAUGGCAUAUGAACGAGACGAGGAAGAUAAGAAAACAGCUUUGCAUGUGUUGGCUCAAAAGGACAUUACUUUCAGCAAUGGAAAAAACAUUAUGGAAGGAUGCACCACCUCAAAUUUCAGAGCCUUCUUUAACCAAGAUUCGAGUCCAAAUUACUCGGCGCGUGAAUUACUGGAAAGCCUCUGGAAGCAAAUUCUGCAGUGUUCAAAUGCUGAGGAGAUUUCAGACCUAAUAAGGAUGCCUUCAGGAGUACUUUUUGAUGCUGCAAAGUCAGGAAAUGUUGAGUUUUUAGCUGUGCUUCUCCGCUCUUGUCCUGAACUUUUCUGGGAAUGGGAUGAAAAAAACCGAACCUUAUUUCAUGUUGCUAUAAUCUAUAGACAAGUACAUGUAUUUAAUUUAAUAUAUAACUUAGGAACAGUUAGGGAUUACAUUAUAGGAUUUAUUGUUAAUGAGCGUAACAGCAUGCUGCACUUAGCGGGAAUGUUGCCAGCCACGGAAAGACUCGGUGCACUGCGAGCAAACCUUCAGAUGCAGCGAGAGAUACUGUGGUUUAAGGAAGUGGAAAAGAUUUCCCGGCCUUCUCAUUUGAACAUGAGAAAUGGAAAGGGAAUGACACCUAGAGAAGUUUUCAAUGCUGAACAUAAAGAACUCCUUAAAGUAGGUGAAAAAGCAAUGAAGGAGACAGCCAAUUCAUGUAUGCUUGUAGCAACUCUCAUUUCUACAGUGGUGUUCGCAGCAGCUUUGUGUGUUCCUGGUGCCAGCAAUCAGCUAAACACUCCAUUUUUAACCAAAGAGGAGUGGUUUAUGAUUUUUGUUCUGUCAAAUGCGUUAUCGCUCUUUACAUCUACAGCAUCGAUAGUACUUUCCAUUCUUACUUCAAGCUAUGCAGAAAGUGAAUUUGUCAAGUCAUUGCAUGCAAGGUUGAUGUUCGGACUCACAACACUCUUCAUCUCAAUAACAACUAUGGUCUUGGCCUUUAUUGCUGCAAUCUUUUUGAUCUUUGACUACAACUUGACAGGAGUUCCCUAUGCCAUUGUUUUGUUACAUUUUAAUCUUUGGGCUGAUUUGAUUCGCUCAUAUUACUGGUCUAAGUUUUUAUUCCAGCCAAGCAAGUACAAAAUUUUCGAGUGAGAAUUUUGAAUUGUACGAAUGCUUUUAGUACGAAUUAGUAUAUAGUAUACAUAUAUUUCAUGGA